UUUACCUUCUUCUGCUAUAUCUCAAUAUUUCCUCUUAAAUCUCCCCUACUAUUUUUUUUACGUCUUUUAUGCUUAACACCAAUUACGUUAAUGGGUUCUACUCAGAAUCUUGAUUCGGAUACUGAUGAAUCAACUUCAAAGAAUGUCCAUAGCCAGAGAACCGAAAGCAUAUCUGGCUUUGUCAUGCAAAGAAUAAUAAGGUCAGGAUUUUCUUCUAUCUUUUUGUCUCCUGACAAUACAACUUCGCGUCCUACACUAUCCCUCGAUUUCUUACCUUGUUCUGUAAAGAUUGAGGCUUCGACAAACCAAGGUCUCUUGCUUUGCACGCAUUUCCCGCCAACAUAUCGAAACAUUCCGAAGGUUUAUGUGUGCAAGCCCACUACAAAACAAUGGAAACAAAUUCCGAAUCCAAAGACUCGAUAUAGGAAUAAAGCAAUUGGUAUGAUUGUGUUAAGUUCAAGACCUUUGCAUUACAAGAUUGUGAGAUUUUCUCAGCCUAAGUUUCGUACAGAUAGAGAUUCCUAUCGAUUUAAUAAUCUUCGAUGCGAGGUUUUUGAUUCAAAGAUCCAUGCAUGGAAGCAACUGAAGGAAGUGAUUUUGUACGAGUCAUUCAUUGGUUUUAAUCCUUCUGUAUCUGCUUGUGGUUCACUUCAUUGGCUUACGUUUGGAUGUAAAAUUUUUGCCUUCCAUGUGAAGGAAGAGAUAUAUAGCAUGAUUUCGCUACCCGAACCGGUUCGUAAGAAUUAUCAUCAAAAGAUCAUGAUGCUCGGUGAGUUUGAGGGAAAUCUUGCCCUAAUAUGUAAAGAGGAAGGCGAACGUUUCAUGGAGCUAUGGAUCAUCGAGAACUAUGAUAGAAAAAUAUGGAAGAAGAAGCAGAUAGUGAACUUUGAAGCUUUAACAAAAGAGUUACCAUAUAUUAUCCUUACUGGCGUCUGCAAUGCUAAUGUUGCAUUAAGGGAUGGAAUUGAUAAGUUGACAUUUUUCAACUUAAAAGAUGGAAGAACUAAACCUUUGAGACUGGAGAUGGGCUUUGAUGUUGUGGAGACCUUUUCAUUUGAGUCAGAUUUUGAGCCUUAUGUGGAUGAAUCUGUGUUGGAGGAUUCAAGAGGAAAUCAAGAACAAGAGAAUUGAAACCAAGAAAGUUUUUCAUGAUUAAGUUGGUUGAAUUCUUUAGAUUUUUAGUGUCUAACACUACUCUUAAUCUAUUUAGGAGUCGUUCGUUCAUUGUUUUUAUGGCAAAGAGAAUUUUAUUGAUUUCAAUGUUAUGUUGUGGGACCGUUGGUUUA
This is a messenger RNA of Populus trichocarpa (black cottonwood), 1286 nucleotides long. Its product is annotated as putative F-box/kelch-repeat protein At1g12870. The transcript has a single exon. The coding region runs from base 91 to 1131 and encodes 346 amino acids. Lineage: Eukaryota; Viridiplantae; Streptophyta; Magnoliopsida; Malpighiales; Salicaceae. The record is from RefSeq and is a predicted model, not a curated record.